Molecule: messenger RNA, 2095 nt
Organism: Lindgomyces ingoldianus
Lineage: Eukaryota; Fungi; Ascomycota; Dothideomycetes; Pleosporales; Lindgomycetaceae
Exons: 2
Coding region: 5-2095 (696 amino acids)
Biological process (GO): protein deglycosylation
Cellular component (GO): cytoplasm
Molecular function (GO): mannosyl-glycoprotein endo-beta-N-acetylglucosaminidase activity
Source: RefSeq, a predicted model, not a curated record
CGUUAUGUUGAGCCUGCUUGGCUGGAAAGACAUCCUGAGGCCCAUCAGAGAUGGUUAUCGCCAUGUGUUUCCCUCACCGGACACGGGUCCGACCCCGGGGGAAAGGCAGAAACAACGUGAACUUGACCGGCUGAAAGGUUUCACUUAUUUCGAUACUUUUCAACAGCUUGAGGACUGGGCAGAGGCCGAAUCAGAUGCCUUACAAAGAGCCAACACCCCGCUCCUGCCGCGCGCUCCGCUGGCCCAGCAGGACAGAAAGAAGAAGAAAGCGAGGGUCCUUCUAUGCCAUGACUACUCGGGGAAUUACCAUGACUACGAGGCUGUUCAAGGCAAAGGGGUUGACGAGGAGAGCUACUCGUGCGAGUAUCUUCAGUUUGUUGAUACCUUCAUUUACUUUUCCCAUAAGCUUGCUUGUAUACCCCCUCCCUCGUGGACGAAUGCUCUCCACCGCAAUGGCGUUAAGGUCUUGGGCACCCUCCUUAUUGAGCCUCAGACCAAAGAGAUAGGGAGAUUGCUUACACGCGGUCCUGCUAUCGGGAGUCCUGGCGAGGACUUAAGUUUUCCAAUGGCGCAAAGGCUCGUUGACCUUGCAAGAUACUGUGGCUUUGACGGAUGGCUCAUCAAUAUCGAGAAGCCCUUUCCACGAGAUGUAUGGGACCCCAAACUUCUACAGGCAUUCCUCAAGUACCUGAGGGAUAAUCUGGGGCCAGAAAGGAGUGUCAACGCCUUAACAGAGCAGAAUCUUUCAUUCAGCGAGGCAUGUGGAAGUGUCCUGACCAACUACUCCUGGAAGGAAAGCAACGCCUACAACACUAGGUCACUUGUCCAAGAAAGGGACAUGUGUCUAGAUGACGUCUUCUUUGGAGUCGAUGUCUGGGCUCAAAACGCCACAAAACUAAGUCGCCCCAGGGUCACCUAUCCAGAGAAAGGCGGCGGCGGAACAAACACCGGAGUUGCCGUAGCGAAGCUGGCCGACAUAGGCCUUUCCGUGGGGAUAUUUGCCCCGGCCUGGUCUUUCGAACACUUCCCGGGAUACGGGAGGACAGUUGAAAGGGCGGUAUGGGACGGAUACGAUUUGUCGGAUGAUCUGGACUGUUCAUGCGGUGACCGGAGUGGCCGACAUCCUUCAAAUCGAGGUUCUCCUACCACUCGCUCGGCGGCGCAGUAUGCCGCUGGUUCGGAGAUGUUCUUCUACACUGACUUCUCUAGAGCCUUCGGUCGCCACGAGAAAUCUGAACAGAAUAGCGUACAUGAAGGAAAGGCCCUCCAUUCCCAGCUUGCCUCACAGUCAAUACUACCCUACGUAAGUAGGUCCAGUGUGACUGAUGACCAAAUUGGCAGUUCUGUCAACGUUCUUUCACAACGUCUCGAAGACUUACCUACUCACUCUCAACUUGUAGUAGAAGUGGGAAGCACAAUGCCUAUAGGCUGUGCAACCACUGGCGCGUACGAGCGCUGGCUGCCAAUUUUCAGACUCGAUAUGCCGGCGAAUGGAUUUCUGCAGGCCAGAAUUCGAUGCAAAUAUCUUCUAGGAGCCCGAGGUGCAUCUUUUUACGCUAGGUCUGCAAAAGACUUCGAGUUCCUUCCGCUCCAGGAAACUGAGGGCGUACAAUGGCUCGAGGCUCCUAUGAGUCUUGGUUCCGACAAUUCCGAGAGCAACCGGCUUGAAGAGAUCGGUUUUUAUCUUAAAGCCUCACCAUUUGGAGAGGACCCGGUGCGAGUUGUCGAAGUCAUGGAGAUAGUCAUCAUGCCUUGCUCUGACUUUGAGCUUCCUCGCUAUUGCAUUAUCAAUGCUAUUCGAGUCGAACAUCGUGGGGCCGGAGAGACCAGUCACUGGAGACUCUGCUGGGCCUGUGAUGGGGGAAUCCGGGCGAUAUCUUCUGGUCUGCCCUACAGUGAGAUCACUGGGCACUGCUCACAUUUCUUGGUUCACGUCUCUGGAUUAUUUGUAGGGAGGGCCUACGCUCCCGAGCUCAUUUUGUGUCCAGCUUUGGUGGACAGUUUCAUUGGCCAAGGCGCAGAGGUGAAGGUAGCGGCUGUUGGAUUUGACGGACGGCGACUCACAGAACGAGCGGUGAAACUUUGCAUUGAAUGA